AUGCCCCCCAAGCGCAAACGCACCGCGCUCGAGACGGCCCGCCACUACCUCUCCGGCGGCGGCGUCCUGCGCGAAGACUCCGACGACGAGCUCGGCCUCGAAGAUCACCCGUGGGAAUGGCUUUACUCCCCCACCACCCCUUCCACCAUCACCGGCGCGCGCAUGGGAAACUUCGAAGUCCACCUCGGCGACAUUGUGCUGCUCAAAUCACCUGUGCCGAGCGAAGCGUGGGUCGCUAUCUUGUAUGAGUUUAGUGAGGAUGAGGAGGAAGACGAGGACGGGGAAAGGGAGAAGAGGGCGACGAUGAUGUGGUUCUCGUCUGAGAAGGAAAUACGCAAGAGCGCGAAGAAGAGGACGGAUGCGGGGGGGAAUGAAUUGUAUUUGACUGCGAAUUUCGACGAGAAUCCGUUGGUGACUAUCAAUGGGAAGGCUACUGUGUUGUCGGAGGAGGAGUUUACGAGGCGGUUUCCCGGUGGGAAGGUGCCGAGGCAGUCGAGGGAGUUUGGGAAGGUGUUUGUGUGUAAGCGGGGGGUUAACGUGAGGACGACUACGUACACGGAGGAGUGGAGGUGGGAGGAUGUGUUUCGAGGGAGGGAGAGCAUGGAUGGGUUGGUGGAGAUGGUGGAGAAGCAGACGGUGAAGACGAGGAAGAGGAAGGCGGGGAAGGAGAAGGGGUAUGGGGAGGACGAGUUUGUGGCUGGAGAUGGUGAGGAGGAUCCGAAGACGCCUAGGAAGAAGCGCAAACUGGCUGCCGAUACGCCGACGUCGAAGAAGCAGCUCACGCCACGGAAGUUUGCUACGCCUACGGGUCGGAAGAUUGUGACAAAGAAGGCGCUGGAGUUUACUCCGCUGGGGACGAGGGUGCUGUCGCCGGCGCAGAUGCAGGCUUCGCCGUACCAGCUCGCGAGGUCAACACUUCAUGUCUCUGCUGUUCCACACGCCUUGCCUUGCCGGGAGUCUGAGUUCGAGAUGGUGCACUCUCAUCUUGAAGCGGCCAUCACUGCUGGGACAGGUGCCUGUAUCUACAUCUCAGGCACACCCGGAACUGGGAAGACAGCCACGGUCAGGGAAGUCGUCGCUUCGCUACAGGCGGCUGUGGUGGAAGAGCAGCUCGACGACUUCUACUUCGUCGAGAUCAACGGCAUGAAAGUCACCGACCCGCACCAGUCGUACUCGCUGCUCUGGGAGGCUUUGAAAGGCGAUCGGGUGAGCUCAUCACAUGCGCUGGACCUGCUGGAGCGCGAGUUCAGCACACCGAGUCCUCGGCGAGUGCCGUGCGUGGUGCUGAUGGACGAGCUGGACCAGCUGGUCACGCGCAAUCAAGGUGUGAUGUACAACUUCUUCAACUGGCCACAGCUACGGCAUUCUCGGCUCAUCGUUCUCGCUGUGGCCAAUACCAUGGAUCUGCCGGAGCGUACGUUGUCAAACAAGAUCAGCUCGCGGCUUGGCUUGACGCGGAUAACGUUCCCUGGCUACACGCAUACGCAGCUCAUGGCCAUCAUCCAGUCCCGUCUCGAGGGAGUUGGCCAAGUCAUUGUAGACCCGGACGCAGUGCAGUUCGCCAGCAGAAAAGUGGCAGCUGUGUCCGGUGAUGCUCGACGAGCGCUCGACAUGUGCAGACGUGCGGUCGAGAUUGCCGAGCAAGAGAGUCUGACGGAUACAGGCAAGGAGAACCAGGCGCCAGACACUCCAAGCAAGACACCUGGGAGGCAGAAAGAUGUAGCUGCGACUGCGCUGGCGGCGAAAAAAGGCGUCGUGACCAUUGCCACGAUCAAGCGAGCGAUCAACGAAGCCACCUCAACGCCAUUAGCAGCGCAUCUGAGGUCUUUGCCGCUGGCGAGCAAGCUCUUCCUCGCCGCGCUUCUGGCUCGUUUACGUCGGACCGGUAUUACUGAAUCCACACUCGCAGACGUUGUCGAUGAGGCGAGACGAAUGGGCGUAAUGUCGCAAAGCAAGCCGAUCGAAGAAUAUCUCCUGACUCCCGCCGCCACGCCAACACAUAAUCCAGACGACCUCGGUGCAGUCGCGAACACACCCUCCAAGCGUGGUAAGCCUGCCGCGAAGAAAGAGCGGGACACAGCAGCUCGUGUACUCGGGCUGGGCUGCGCGGCUCAAGAGCUGGCAGAAGCUGGCAUUGUUGGUCUGGAGAUCCGACAUGGUGAUCGGGUUGGGCGGAUUCGCCUUGGCGUCAGCGAGGAGGAUGUGCGCGCUGCUUUGCGGGAGGAUGAGGAGAGCAGAGGGUUGGGGUUUGGUAGUUGA
Messenger RNA from Saxophila tyrrhenica, 2259 nucleotides. It is a transcript of the gene ORC1, whose product is annotated as Origin recognition complex, subunit 1. The record is from RefSeq and is a predicted model, not a curated record. Gene Ontology annotation, molecular function: DNA replication origin binding; chromatin binding; ATP hydrolysis activity. The transcript has a single exon. Gene Ontology annotation, biological process: DNA replication initiation; mitotic DNA replication checkpoint signaling. The coding region runs from base 1 to 2259 and encodes 752 amino acids. NCBI's taxonomy places the organism in Eukaryota, Fungi, Ascomycota, Dothideomycetes, Mycosphaerellales, Extremaceae. Gene Ontology annotation, cellular component: nuclear origin of replication recognition complex.